CACCGUGUGCAUUUCUAUGACCUACGCUGUUCCCUACGAUACGUACUGCAGUGGAGUAAACGAAGUCUUUUCAACCUGUGGAUCAGCUUGUCCACAAACCUGCGACAACUAUCGGUUGGGUUCGUUAGGAUGUGGUCGGCCCUGCCAGCGAGGAUGCUUCUGCCGUACGGGUUAUGUCCGCAAUUCGGUGGGAGUUUGCGUGGAACCUAUCCAGUGCACCAGACGAACGGUUCGUGUUCAGCAGUCCAGCGUAGGAUAUUACCCGGGCAACUACUACGGGUACGGAUAUGGACUAGGAUAUGCUCCCGAUAAUCUUCUGCGAUCGGCUAUAUAUUAGACACCAUUUGUGGAUUAUGCUAAAACUUAUGGCAAUGAAUGGAAA
Sabethes cyaneus is the source of this 382-nucleotide messenger RNA. Its product is annotated as chymotrypsin inhibitor-like. The transcript is spliced from 2 exons. The record is from RefSeq and is a predicted model, not a curated record. NCBI's taxonomy places the organism in Eukaryota, Metazoa, Arthropoda, Insecta, Diptera, Culicidae. Bases 17 to 337 code for a protein of 106 amino acids.